AUGUCGUCUGCCAAUCGAUUAAAUCAUAGAAGUGUAUUAAGAGAGAAAACUCUUAAUUUUUUAAAUGUGCCAAUAGCUGAUUACCUCACUCAAUAAAAGCCAAUUACAGAGGAUUCAUAGUAUAAAGCCUUUUAAAGAAAUCUUUAACUUUAAAAACAAAUUCUAAAUGAAUAAGAUGAUGUUCAUCAAUACUAAACUGAAUUAUUUACAAAAUCAGUUAAAUAAGAGAGAGUACCAAUAAUUGUAAAUCGUCCAUCAGUCUAACAUUUUAAACCAACCUUACCGAAUGAUUUUGCUAUUCCAAAUAGAAAAUCAGAAACAAUUAUAAAGUAAAUAUCUAGAAUAGAUGAUGAUUUGGAUCAAUUAGCUAAAAUCUUCUAUUAACGUAAACUUUUGAUGAAAGCUUACAAUGCAUUAGAAUAACAUGCAGAAAGAAAGAAUAUUCAAAUUGCUGAUGAACACAGAGAACUUUAGAUCUUCAAAGCCUUUUUCUAAUAAUUAUAAAAGAAAUAAAUGAUCUAGAAUUUUAAGAGAAGUCUAAAACAAAAAUGAAUUACUCUACAUUUUGACUUGUUUUAAUAUAUAUGCACUAUUGAUAAACUUAGAAA
Molecule: messenger RNA, 608 nt
Organism: Paramecium tetraurelia
Lineage: Eukaryota; Ciliophora; Oligohymenophorea; Peniculida; Parameciidae
Exons: 2
Source: RefSeq, a predicted model, not a curated record